This is a messenger RNA of Orussus abietinus, 14991 nucleotides long. It is a transcript of the gene Sdb, whose product is annotated as titin homolog. Bases 434 to 13768 code for a protein of 4444 amino acids. Gene Ontology annotation, cellular component: sperm flagellum; axonemal microtubule; ciliary basal body. Lineage: Eukaryota; Metazoa; Arthropoda; Insecta; Hymenoptera; Orussidae. The transcript is spliced from 7 exons. Gene Ontology annotation, biological process: microtubule anchoring. Gene Ontology annotation, molecular function: microtubule binding. The record is from RefSeq and is a predicted model, not a curated record.
CGGUAAAGGAGAAGCUGGUCAGUAGGAUUUGCCGAGCACCGGCGGUGGCACUGCGAGUCGCGAUACCGGACCAUCCACAUCUCCCCCCGACCCGCGACCGACCGACGACUCGUAUAAGAAAACGAGAAAAGAGAUAAUAAAACUGACCAUGUGAAUUAAAUAGCUAAGAGCGAAUUAAGAGCGAAUUAAGAGCGAAUUAAAAGUGAACUAAGAGCGAUCUAAGAGCGAGUCGAAUGGCCGGCAUCUAAAAAUAGUAGGUUUCCUGACUUAAAGUGAGAUACCCAGAAUUUAUAUAAGUAAUAUUUAAUUCUAAUUAAUAAUACGCCAAGAGAGAUAGGAAUAUCGAGAUAGGACCGCGAGGGCGAGGUGAAGUGACCCGAUCGAGGCAUAGGCGGUGUACGAAGGAGUACGUCGAGAGGUAAUUAAGACUACCAUGGCAAAAGGGAAAAGCAAAACGCCGCCCUCGAAGAGCGUGAUGGCCACGACGAGUUCCACGGUGACGAGUACCCAGGAGUCGACGGAGACGGUGUCGAGUGUCGUGGCCGAGGCGAGGAGCGUGGAGAAAAGCGAGAGCAAGAGCAGCGUCGUCGAGGUGACGAGAGGCUCCCGGGAAGUGAUCACGGACGCAAAAGGUAACGUCAUCAGGGUGAUCGAGCACGCCCCGAAGACGACGAAGCACGAGACGAAAAGUUCGAGGAUGGGAAAGGCCUCGGAGGAGUUGAUCGCCGCCGAGCAGUCGCAGACCCUGUGGCAAAGCGGGACCGGAAGUGGGAAGAAGGCCUCCAGAGCCAUAGAGAAUGGGAAGUCAACGGAGAGAAAAGAGACGCUGGAAGACGCCAAGUCGAGGGUUCCCAGCAAAGGGCGAGAAAAUAAGAAAAUCGCGACCCAGGAAGGCACCUCCAGCGAGACGUGGACGGAGAGCUUUUCCCACUCGGAGAGCGUCCUGGAAGAGAGCAGCUCCUCCACUAUGGAGACGUCCAGCAACGUCGUCACCGGGAGUGGCCAUUCCCAGGAACGGAUCACAGGAAAAUCCGUCCCAGACGUGCAGACGUCGUUCAAGUCGGUCGAGAACGUACACUCGAGUGUCGUCAUGAGCGAGGGCGAGACCAAGGAUGGCCAAACGGUGACCAGCACAACCAGGGUGGAGGAGUCCGGGCAGAAGCUGAACGACGACGGAAGGAUUACGACCUCUCAGGGUCGCACGGUAGACGGAGAGAUCACGGUCACGCCAAGUGAUGGUCGGCAUAAAAUCAAGGGAGUCACAGGGAAGGAAGCGGCGAGCUCAGAGGAUGAUCGGUUGAGACACUCGAGGGUGAGUCAGGAUGCCAAAAGUAAAACUUCCCUGGCGGAAGACUCGAUGGAAAGCACCCUGAAGAGGUCUACGAUGGAGAGCCUGGAGAAGAGCGAUACGGAAAGGGCGAGAACCGACUCCACAAGGAACGUCAAACUGGGUCAGUCGACCUGGGACGGUAAGUUCGUUUUCGAGAUGCCUUCUUCACCGGGAGAUAAAAAAUCCAAUGAGGCCAAGGCGCACCCUCGACCUAGUGGAGAUUCCUCACCGGAGGGACGUGGAGGCGUGAUUAAAGAUCGGCGCGAUGAAGGGGCGACCUGGAGAACCGAACAGGAGAGGUCCAGCACCGACGAGCACAGAUCGAGCACCUCGACGAUGAUUCAAGGCUCCACUCGAGAGACCAGAUCCUCCACCGUGAUUAGCCAAGAGGAGUCGAGUACGGAGGACAUCCGCACGCGUAUAGAUCAUGGCGAGAAUGAAGGGAGAAAGGAUCAAGAGGGAUCGAAAACACGUCCUUCGAGGCCAGGGGAUUCUACAUGGGACGGAAGGUUCGUCGUAGAAAAGUCCACGGAUCGGAAGAGGAACGUCUCCGACUCCGUCUUCCAUCAGCCUGGGUACAAGGACGUCCUGGAGUCGACGCAGCGUGCGGAUUUCAAGGAGAGAAGCAAGGAUGGGUCCUAUGAGAAGGAGUCCUCCAGCGUAACACGCACGGCCAAGGGAGCAACGGACUCCUCCUCGUUCAUUGCCGAAGAGCGCCAGGAAGUCAACAGGGAGAGUUACGUGAAGAAGUCCGAGGAAGAACCUCGCACGGGCAGGACCUCCCCGGAUAAAAAGGUGCAUAGGCUAGGAGACUCUUCGUGGAAUGGGCAGUUCGUUUCAGAGAAGCCUAGAGAGGGAGCGAGGAAGAGCAAGGGCGAUGCAACGGUGGUCAGGACCAGUCAAAAGAGGCAGGAUAGCGUCGAGGUCCAGGACAUUACGGAGGACCAGCAGAACGUGUCCGAGUCCGUCACUUCGUCGUACAUCGUGGAGUACUCUGGAAGUAGCGAUAAGAGGAACGUCGAGAAAGUUAGCGCGGUGUCGGAGGCGAUCCUGGAGGAAGAUGGUGACAGGACGUCACCAGGACCUAGGAGUCCUGGGAGGUCCGUCAGGGACGAGGUCACCAGGAUCAACAAGAUGGGCGACUCGGCGUGGGAUGGCAAAUUCGUCUACGAGAAACCUCAAACGACGUCGACGAGCGACCGUCGACGAACGAACGACUCUGCGACCAGACGGAGGAUCGACUUCGUGGACAUCAAGGAUGUCACGGAGGAUAAUUCGAUAAACGAGGCCGAUAUCGUCACGACGUCGUACGUUGUCGAGCACUCUGCCAGCCAGCAGAGCAUCGACGCGAAGGACCUCAGUAUCACGUCGGUGACAUCUGAGGUCAUUUCUUAUGGUGAUAAGGACGGUGGUAUCAGGCGACAUGAAAUUCCAGGGAACCAGUCUGAUCGCCCAGGGCGAGGACCGGAAAUUCCGGACAAGGUUCCAAAGGACAAAGACGUCAGGACCACCAAACCGGGAUCGUCCACCUGGGAUGGACGGUUCGUCACCGAGAAAACUCUGGAUAUUAAAUUCCCCGACAAGGAAACUGGGAAAUUUAGUGAUACCGCGGCUCCAGGAAGGAGUCCCAGAAGGAACAUCAGCGAGACCACGCUGGACCUGCGCGAAUAUGAUGGAAACGUCUCCAAAGUUUCCGAGGUGACCACCGAUUCCUUGAUCGUGGAGCAGUCGGCUGCUGUGGAGAGUUACUCGGAUUCGAGUAACGUUGACUUUUCCACAACGUCGGUGGAGACGGUUAUCAUCCGAGAUGGGCAACCGAGCAGCACUGGAGGGACCAAGGUGGCAAAGGACCUGGAUAGGUCUUCGAAACCCGAAGCCAGAAGUCCCCGGAAGGCAGAGGACGUUCGUCCUGCGAAACUCGGCGCGUCCACGUGGGAUGGGUCUUUCAUCGAUAAGACGAAGGAGCUGGAGAAGGGACCAUCGACGGAUGACAAGAAACGUCCCGCGGACGGCAGGUCUCCCAGGGAGAAAAAACCUCAACCCGAUGCAAAGCCUGAUAAAAUUGUCAGACACCCUGAAGACAAAAGUAUAUCCGAUGUUCGCGACGCAUCGUUCACCGAGGUCGUGGACCGGAACAUCGUGGACACUUCCGAAUUUUCGAACACUUUCGUCGUGGAGCAGUCGUCUUCCAUGGUCAGUUCGAAGACCUUCGACUCGUCCAGUACCUCCAGCACAAUCGUAGAUCUCCCAGCAGCUGGGAUGCCCAGUGAGAAAUCGGCACCUCGUGGAAGGCCAAAACCUGAAGAGUCCCCACAUGGUCGAUCUCAGAGUCCAGAUAAGUCAUCGGCUGAUAGAUCGGUUCGCCCCACGAAACCCGGGUCCUCCACCUGGGAUGGAUCGUUCGUCUACGAGAAACAAAGUAAACCGAGGAAACCCGAAGACCAAGGGCAACCUAGAGAUGGAAGGGACCAUCCCGUGAACGGCGAACAUCCAACCGUUAGGAAAGGUCAACCAGUCGGUACAAACAAGAUUCCAACCGAUGCCAUUGAUAUCACUGACGUCAAGACCUCCAAAGUCAUUGACAUCUCCCAAAGCGCGACGGAGACGACCCAGGUGGAGAACAGCACCUACACCGUGGAGCAGUCUUCAACGACCGGUUCGAAGACGUUCGACUCGUCCAGUAUUUCCAAAACGAUCCUGCAAGAAGUUCCGGAUUCCAGAAAGCCCACCGAAAAAGUCCCAAAGACGUAUUCUGAGAAGACGUUACCAAUUAGGGGGCCUCAAAGGACCGUCGACGCCGAGUCUCCUCGAGGUCCUUUGGGUCCUUCCUCAGGUCCUUCAGGUCCGGAAAAGUCACCGACAGACAGGUCGGCGCGACCCGACAAGCCUGGCUCGUCCACGUGGGACGGAUCCUUCGUUUACGAGAAACCUCAAGGUACCCCGAAAAAACCCGAAGGACCCAGGAAGUCGUCGCCCGGAAGAGCACCCGUUAAGCAAGACAAACGACCCGACGUCACAGACCUGCGGACAUCAACUCCAAAGAGACCCGGCCCUGGGGCUCCUUCGACAACCACGGUGGACGUCGUGGACAUCCGUGACGUAACUGAUGUCACCAACGUCACCAACGUCACCAACGUCGUCAACGUCACCGACGUCUCCCACACAUCUGAGGUCGUGCAGUCUUCGUACGUGGUCGACCAUUCAGCCAGUUUCACAUCCGUCAAGGAUGUCCACGACGUAGAGGAACGGUUCUACGACUACAAGGACACGCGACAUGACUCGAGAGAUGUCAAUGACUCGACGACGGAGUUCAUCAACAGGGAACAGGUGACUAGUAUGGUGGCACGGGAUGUCGUCGACGACACCCGGUUCGAAAAGAUCACCGUUGGCCCGGGGACACCUGAUGACUUCCCGAAAAAGGUGUCCCCGGACAAGCCUGGAUAUCCGAAAGGAAUCUCCGGCCUCAGAGAGGACGACAAACCGAGGCCUAUCCCUGCUGCUGGGAAACCAAGUCGUCCUCCACAACGCGAGGACACCCAGCACCGUCCCGAAGACACCCAAGGACCUAGAAGACCCUCCGAUGGCAGACCAGGUUCUCCAGGAAAAUCUCGCGACAACGUGUCACCUGCGAAGCCGGUGCUUGCCGCAGGGAAGCCUAGUCGACCCGAGGAAAGAUUCACUCCUGGAAAACCGAGUCGACCGGAGGAACCUGCCGGGAAAACUGGUCGACCUAUGGACAAACCAAAACGAGGUGACCAGUCUCCGGAUUCGCUGGAUGGCGAGGAUAUCCGCCCGAGAACCGUCAUUCCUGAUGACAUCCUCUCAAAGAUACCCCUGAAGGAGCAGUGCAUCUGCGAGCUCUGCACCUGCGGGCGCCAUCGAUGCCCUCACAAUUUCCCGGAGGAGCAUUUGGAGAUCCCCCACGAGCCUGUGCAUGCGGUAACGUCUUACAGACAAGAGUAUGACGAGAAACAUGUCGAUCGACAAGUCGCCUACCAUCGGGAAGACCAUUUGCAUAUGGAAGGUGAAUUCACCGGGCAGCGUCGUACGGACUAUGUGGCGACCCGAGGGGAGCGACUUCCGGUCAGGAAGCCGGAAGACAACCUCAAACCGGAAGGGGAGUUCGCCAAAAGGCCGAAGGAAGAGGCACCAAAGGGUGAGAGAGCACCAGUCAAAAGACCGCAGGAUAACUUAAAACCUGAGGGAGACUUCAUCGGGAGGCCGAAAGAAGAAGCGCCGACCAGAGGAGAACGUGCACCUGUGAAGAAGCCUCGGGACAAUUUGAGACCGGAGGGAGAUUUCGACAGUGUGACCACGACGGAGCUGGUCUUCACCGGGGUUCCCGGAGAACGACCUAGUCCUGUACGUCGCAAUACCUACACGAAGAUCGAGGGUGAAUUCAUCGACGAGACCACCUCCAGGUCCGAAUUUAUAGAUCAUCGUAGCACGCAGAGAGCGGAGAUCAUCAGGAGAAGUGACAACCUCACCGUAGGAGAGGGCAAAUUUACGGGCACCUCCCAUAUCAAGGAGGACUUCCAUAGUUAUGAUGUCGUUCCAAAGGAACAUCCACGUCGACCCGUCACCACCACGAAUGACGUUGAUCGGUAUUAUGGCAGGACUGACGUUGUCGAAAACCUCACGACGAGCCAUGAAGAGUACAAAAGCUUUGAUCAGACUGAUUAUAGGAGCACGACGGUCAUCAGGAAGGAUGAUAACCUGAGACCAGAGGGCAUCUUCGAAGGGACUCCGAAGUCGAGGGAAGAUUAUGUGCCCAUGAUAACGGAGAGGCCAGAGGCCAAGAGACCGAAGGAUAAUCUCCGACCGGAAGGUCCAUUCGAAGGGAGACCCAAGGACGAUUUUAUGCCGAAACUUGCGGAACGCCCUGAAGUCAGGAAACCGCAGGAUAAUCUGAGACCCGAAGGUCCUUUCGAAGGUAGACCCAAGGAUGACUAUACGCCGAAACGCUCUGAACGUCCUGAAAUGAAGAGACCUCAGGACAAUUUGAGGCCUGAAGGUCCUUUCGAAGGUAGACCUAAGGACGACUAUAAACCUACUCGUGGGGAUCGAGCGGAUGUAAGGAAGCCGGAGGAUAAUUUAAGACCCGAAGGUCCUUUCGAAGGACGUCCUAAGGAUGACUAUACGCCGAAACGCGCUGAACGUCCUGAAAUGAAGAGACCUCAGGACAAUUUGAGGCCUGAAGGUCUUUUCGAAGGUAGACCUAAGGACGACUAUAAACCUACUCGUGGGGAUCGAGCGGAUGUAAGGAAGCCGGAGGAUAAUUUAAGACCCGAAGGUCCUUUCGAAGGACGACCUCGAGAUGAAUACACUCCGGGAGAAAAGCGACAACCCAUCAGACACAGUGAUAACCUUUAUCCCGAAGGAGAAUUUGAGCGACCCGAGCAGAUACCUUAUGGUCCUGGCGACAGGGCACCCAUCAUCCGCCAUCCUGAUAACUUGUUUCCCGAAGGCGAUUUUCCAGACAGGGAACGCCACCCCUUCCAACCUGCUGAAAGAAGGACACCUAUUAAACCCGACGAUAAUCUACGUCCUGAAGGAGAAAUCGACAUGCGGCCUAAAAAUGAUUUCCUUCCGAAACGCGCUGACCGGCCAGACGUGAAACGACCAGAAGAUAACCUGCGGCCAGAAGGUCCUUUCGAAGGAAGACCUAAGGACGACUUCAAGCCGACUCGCGGGGAACGAGCAGAUAUUCGAAGACCCGAAGACAACCUAAGACCAGAAGGUCCUUUCGAAGGCCGUCCCAAGGAUGACUUCUCACCAAAACGAGCGGAACGUCCUCAGGUGAAAAAACCGCAGGACAACUUGAAGCCCGAAGGACCCUUCGAGGGCCGUCCUAAGGAUGACUUCUCACCGAAACGCGGAGAACGUCCUGAGGCGAAGAAACCGCAGGAUAAUCUGAAGCCUGAAGGAGAGUUUGUAGAUCGUCCGAAGGAACGAUUCACUCCUGCGGAGCGGCGAACGCCCAUCAAACAUGCGGACAACCUUUAUCCUGAAGGCGAUUUUGACAGACCAACACCUGAAUCCUAUGGUCCUGGUGACAGGGCAUCCAUCGUGAGACAUCCUGACAAUCUGUUCCCCGAAGGAGAAUUCGCGGACAGGGAGAGAACUCCUUAUAAACCUGCGGAGCGAAGAACUCCGAUAAAGCAUGACGACAACCUGAGACCCGAAGGUGAAUUCGAGAGACCCGAGAAGGCACCUGUUCGUCCUGCGGAAAAAAGGACUCCUAUCAAGCACCCUGAUAAUUUGAAACCCGAAGGUGAUUUCGUGGGAAAGCCUAAGGACGACUACAGACCAACUAAAGGAGAGCGUGCCGACGUGAAGAGACCCGAAGAUAACCUGAAACCCGAAGGACCAUUCGAGGGUCGUCCUAAGGACGAUUACAAACCUGUGAGAGGGGAUCGAGUUGAUGUUAUUAGACGCACGGAUAAUUUGAGAAUGGAGGGCGACAUCGAGACCUAUCGAUCUAGAGACGACUAUACCGAGUUCUUGCACAGGGAACGAGUCGAGGUCACCAAGCAGCAGGACAACCUGAGGAUGGAGGGUGAAUUCAUCGACAUGAGGACUCGCGAUGACUACCGUGUUGUAAAAGGAGAUAGGGUGGAGGUUAUCAAACAUCCUGAUAAUCUGAGACCGGAAGGACCCUUCGAAGGGCGACCAAAGGAUGACUACUCCCCGAAGAAGGCGGACAGACCUCAAAUUAGGAAACCCGAGGACAACCUCAAGCCCGAAGGGGAGUUCGAGAGACCAGAGACGAAACCAGUUGGUCCAGCCGAGAGACGUACUCCGAUUAAGCACGAUGAUAACCUGAAACCUGAAGGUGAAUUUGCAAGAAGGCCGAAGGAGGAGGCGCCGAGAAUGGGCGAAAGGGCAGACGUGAAGAAGCCAAAGGACAAUUUAAGACCAGAAGGAGACUUCGAGAGGCCAGAGAAGAAACCUGUCGGUCCAGCGGAGAGAAGAACUCCGAUUAAGCAUGCCGAUAACCUGAAACCUGAAGGGGAGUUCGAGAGGCCACACCAUGAAGAAUUCAGACCUGCUGAGAGGCCGAAGGUGACGAAACCGCAGGAUAACUUGAAGCCUGAGGGAGAAUUUGAAAGACCACACCAUGAAGAGUUCAGACCUGCUGAGAGGCCGAAGGUGACAAAACCGCGGGACAACUUGAAGCCUGAGGGUGAAUUUGAGAGGCCACACCAUGAAGAGUUCAGACCUGCUGAGAGGCCGAAGGUGACAAAACCGCAGGAUAACUUGAAGCCGGAGGGUGAAUUUGAAAGGCCACACCAUGAAGAGUUCAGACCUGCUGAGAGGCCGAAGGUGACAAAACCGCAGGAUAAUUUGAAGCCGGAGGGUGAAUUUGAGAGGCCACACCAUGAAGUGUUCAGACCUGCUGAGAGACCGAAGGCGACGAAACCGCGGGACAACUUGAAGCCUGAGGGAGAAUUUACGGGUCGUCCAAAGGAAGAGGCGCCGAAGAGAGGAGAAAGAGCGGAGGUGAAGAAGCCGAGGGAUAACCUGAAGCCGGAGGGAGACUUCGAGAGGCCUGAGAAGACGGUUGUAGGACCUGGAGAAAGAAGGACGCCGAUCAAGCACGCCGACAAUUUGAGGCCAGAAGGAGACUUCAUCGGUCGCCCUAAAGAGGAGGCCCCGAAGAAGGGCGAGAGGGCGGACGUGAAGAGACCGCAGGAUAACUUGAAACCCGAAGGGGACUUCGAGGUACCCCAGAAGAGCCCCGUGGGCCCGGCAGAAAAACGCACGCCCAUAAAACAUCCCGACAACCUGAAACCAGAGGGAGAUUUUGAGCGUCCCAAACAUGAGAAGUUCCGUCCUGCCGAACGUCCAGAGGUGAAGAGACCCACGGACAACCUGAAGCCAGAGGGCGAAUUUGAACGUCCCAAACACGAAGAGUUCCGUCCUGCAGAACGUCCAGAGGUGAAGAGACCUACGGACAACCUGAAGCCAGAAGGCGAGUUCGAGAGGCCGCAUCCGAAGAAGGUCGGACCUGCUGAAAGAAGAACGCCCAUCAAGCAUCCAGACAACCUGAAACCCGAAGGCGAUUUCGUGGGAAAACCUAAGGACGACUUCAAGCCAACUAAAGGAGAGCGUGCUGAUGUGAAGAGGCCUGAAGACAAUCUUAAACCUGAAGGACCGUUCGAGGGUCGCCCUAAGGACGAUUACAAACCUGUGAGAGGGGAUAGGGUGGAUGUAGUUAAACGCACGGAUAAUUUGAAAAUGGAGGGCGACAUCGAGACCUAUCGAUCCAGGGACGACUAUACCGAGUUCUUGCACAGGGAACGAGUCGAGGUCACCAAGCAUCAGGACAACCUGAGGAUGGAGGGUGAAUUCAUCGACAUGAGGACUCGCGAUGACUACAGUGUUGUAAAAGGAGAUAGGGUGGAGGUUAUCAGACAUCCUGAUAAUCUGAGACCGGAAGGACCCUUCGAAGGGCGACCAAAGGAUGACUACUCCCCGAAGAGGGCGGACAGACCCCAGAUCAGAAAACCCGAGGACAACCUCAAGCCCGAAGGGGAAUUCGAGAGACCAGAGACGAAACCAGUUGGUCCAGCCGAGAGACGUACUCCGAUUAAGCACGACGAUAAUCUGAAACCUGAAGGUGAAUUUGCAAGAAGGCCGAAGGAGGAGACGCCGAGAAAGGGCGAAAGGGCAGACGUGAAGAAACCAAAGGACAAUUUAAGACCAGAAGGAGACUUCGAGAGGCCAGAAAAGAAACCUGUCGGUCCAGCGGAGAGAAGAACCCCGAUUAAGCAUGCCGAUAACCUGAAACCUGAAGGGGAGUUCGAGAGGCCACACCAUGAAGAGUUCAGACCUGCCGAGAGGCCGAAGGUGACGAAACCGCAGGAUAACUUGAAACCUGAAGGAGAAUUCACGGGUCGUCCUAAGGAAGAGGCGCCGAAGAGAGGAGAAAGAGCGGAGGUGAAGAAGCCGAAAGAUAAUCUGAAGCCUGAAGGCGACUUUAUAGGUCGUCCUAAGGAGCAAACCCCGAAGAAGGGGGAGAGGGCCGAGGUGAAGAGACCUACGGACAACCUGAAACCAGAAGGCGACUUUGAGAGGCCAGUGAAGUCUCCCGUAGGACCUGCGGAAAGAAGGAGCCCUAUCAAGCACGCUGAUAACCUCCACCCUGAAGGCGACUUCGUUGGUCGUCCCAAAGACGAUUACUCGCCCAAGCGAGCCGAUCGUCCUGUGCAGAAGAAACCGAAGGACAAUUUAAAACCGGAAGGAGAGUUCACAGGGAAGCCGAAAGAGGACUACAGACCCACGAAGGCGGAGAGGACGGAGAUCGUCGUCCACCGAGAUAACCUAAAGAUGGAGGGCGACUUCGAGGUCCACCGAUCACGGGAUGAUUACACGUCCACCAAGGUGGAAAGAGUGGACGUCAUAAGACGAGAGGAUAAUCUCAGGAUCGAAGGCGAAUUCCUGGAUAUCCGUCGUAGAGACGACUAUAGUGUGACUCGUGGAGAGCGCACGAAGAUUGUUCGCCAUGAAGACAACCUUCGUCCAGAGGGCGACUUCGAGAGACCGGAGAAGGUUCCAGUGGGACCAGCUGAGAGGAGAUCACCGAUUAAGCAUCCGGAUAACUUGAAACCUGAAGGGGAAUUUGCAAAACGUCCAAAGGAUCAAACGCCUCUCAAAGGAGACCGCGCGAGUGUGAAGAAGCCAAGAGACAACCUGAAGCCGGAAGGUGAUUUUGAGAGGCCGGAGAAGGCUCCUGUAGGUCCUGCCGAAAGACGCACGCCUAUCAAACAUCCUGAUAAUCUACACCCCGAAGGCGACUUCGCGGGCAGACCGAAGGAAGAGGCUCCAAGAAGAGGAGAAAGGGCGGACGUGAAGAAGCCGAAGGAUAACCUGAAGCCCGAGGGUGACUUCGAGAGGCCUGAGAAGCAUCCUUUGGGUCCUGUGGAGAGACGAUCGCCUAUAAAACAUCCCGAUAAUCUUCAUCCCGAAGGAGACUUCAUGGGCAGGCCCAAGGAAGAUGCUCCAAGGAGAGGAGAGAGGGCGGAGGUGAAGAAGCCGAAGGAUAACUUGAAGCCAGAGGGCGACUUCGAGAGACCCUCUCCGACCAAGGUUGGUCCUGGCGAACGAAGGACUCCCAUUCGCCAUCCGGAUAAUCUGAAGGUCGAAGGUGAAUUUGCCAAGCCCGAAAGAAAAGGAUAUAGUCCUGCCGAGCGGGUGACACCGAAGAGACCUCAGGACAACUUGAAGCCAGAAGGCGACUUCGAGAGGAGGAGUCCUACGAAGGUUGAGCCUGCCGAAAAACGCACGCCAAUCCGACACGAGGACAACCUUCAUCCAGAAGGCGACUUCUACGUGGUUCCAAAGGACGACUUCACACCUAAGAGGGGCGAAAGGGCGCCGAUCAAGAAACCCCGAGACAACCUCAGACCAGAGGGCGAGAUGGAGGUCAGUCCAUCCUCGAAGGACGACUACCGACACGUGAACGGCGAACGCGUGGAAAUUCGACGACGAGAGGAUAACCUGAGGAUGGAGGGCGAGAUGGACGUCCACAGAUCCCGGGACGACUACACGAGGAUCUCGAAGAUCGAACGAGUGGACGUCAAGAGGCGCGAGGAUAACCUGAGGAUUGAAGGUGAAUAUAUCGACGUGAGGAGGAGGGACGACUACAACCACGUCACCGGGGAACGGGCGGUGGUGAAGAAGCAUCAGGACAACCUCCGUCCAGAGGGAGACUUUGAGCGGCCCGAGAAGAGUCCCGCGGGUCCUGGAGAACGAAGAUCUCCGAUUAAGCAUCCCGAUAAUCUGAGACCAGAGGGCGACUUCCAGGGAAGGACGCCGGAGAAGGUGGCGCCUGGAGAACGUCGUUCUCCGAUUCGUCAUCCCGAUAACCUUAAACCGGAAGGGGAGUUCACGGGUCGUCCCAGGGACGAUUUCACUCCCAAGAGGACGGACAGGACCGAGGUCGUUCGUAGGGAAGACAACCUGAAGAUGACCGGCGACUUCCAGAGCACCACCUCCCAGAAGUCAACCUACACCGUCGUUCGUGGAGAACGCGCCGAGAUCAAACGGCACGAGGACAAUCUGAGGAUCAGCUCCGAGGCAAUGGAGUCGAAGACCACCUCGAAGGACUCCUUCACUCCCACUAAAAAGGAACCGUCUCCCGCGGACAAACCGGUGAAUCGCAGACGACACAUGGAGUCGUCCAUCUCCCUGGGCAGCGACACCACCCAGAUGACGACCACCAACCAGAGCAACUACAACACCUACACAAAGCGCACUGGGAAGGAAGUCGUGGCCAGGAUCAACGACGUGCAAUCGGACAGGAGCGUGGAAUCGAAGGUGGUGGAUGGUUCCCAGGUGACCACCACAAAGACCACCAAGGCUACCCAUGCUGCCCAGCGAUCCUCUCAGCAGCAAUAUUUCGCCCAACACGUGGCCACCGAUCGACGUCCCAUCGACGCUGGGGAACCAGCUCCUUCGGGACCUCUUCAGCAGCCUGAUCUGCUGCGACAGGAGAUCAGCUCCAGGAAGUCGACCACAAUUCAGGAGAACCAGCGUCGAGAACAGCAGUACAGGACGCACAGCGAACAUCUCAGGUCGCAGAGCAGCUCCCAGGUGCGACAAGUGAGCGACAGAUCGAUCGACGAUCGUCGGGACUAUCAGGACUCGAAAGACGUGCAGAAAUACCAAGAAGGGACUAAAAGGGAUUACGUGAACUCCCAGCACGUAGAGAGCAGGCAGAGCAAGCAGUCUUCCCAGCUCACCAGGCACACGAUAUCCAGCCAGGCGAGGUACAACAGCACCCAAUCCAGCAGUGCGGAAUUCCGACAAGCGAUCAGUGGACAGUCUGCGGAGCAACGGGUCGAGGACUCGUCCCUGGGGAAGACCAGUCAUCACAGGAAGAACGUCAUAUCCUCGUCCUCGGCGGACGUGAACAACUCCGUUCUCCACAGACGAGGAGUCACCACGUCCACGGAGGCGCUACACACGAUCUCCUCGACGGCUGCCGAUCAGAGGAAAAGCAUCUCGAAUCUCGCCGAAUCCGGCCAGUUUAUCAGCAACUCCAGUCAGAGCGUCGACAGACGCAGCUUGACUUCUUUGCACAGGAACAGCAAGGAUGGGAAUCCUUGGGCGUCCGCGACCUACGAGAGGCCACAGAGAGUCGUCAGACAAGACAACUUGACGGUCGGUGGGAAGUUUUAUUCCCAGAGCGAGGCCAAGAAUUAUGGAAACUUCACGUCCCAGAGGGUCGAACGGGUUCAUAGACAGGGGAAUGUGUCGCAUAUUAAUCUGGGGAACGAAUCCGUUGUUGCGUCCAGCUCUUAUAAGAAGGAGUUCGUUCCCAGGGCCAAGGGACCUUGCCCUGCGGCGCUGAUAGAGACCAAGCAGGCUCCUUUCAAGCACACCAGGGAUUCUACAAAACACAAGUUCUAUAUGCCGGUUGUCUCCAACUGAAGCUUCUAAAUUGUCCUGGGGUGGAGGUGAACGCCUUCUCGGUACAUAGAGACGACGCCAUGUCUGCAGGAAAGUCGUUCACGUUCGCCAGGACGUACAAUGGCGGACGAGAAUGCCUCCUUGCUGAUGGACCGCGAAAGGGACGGAAAUAACGUUCACCUCCGUCAUUUACGUCCAAUUUCUGCACCAGAAAUGACUGCAGGUGCAGAAAUUGCUUGUCUUGACACAGACUUCACUUGUAACUACGACUGUGAUAUACACGAUGUCGGUAGGUUUUCUUCGUGACUAUCAUGAACGUAUGCACGGACUCGAACUCGUCAGCUUCUGACUUGAAGAGGUUCGAAACCAGAUUUGUAAUACUCCAGUUUUAAUUUCUCCGUUUCUUUUUCUUUUUAUACGUCUCGUGCAUACCUUGGGAAUUGUUUUCACGGGGUUAUGUGAAAGAUACGUUGAUUUUUAGCACGAGGUCCAUUGUUUGUAGGGUAGGGGUCGAUCGUACUAUCAGCGAUAGGGAUCGAUGAAUUUCAGUUAACUGCAUUUUUAUCGAUGCAUUUGUCCCGCGCUUUUAUGAUAUCGACGUUGUACGUGGAUGCUGAAAUUAAUUUAGAAAGCAUUUAGGUAUUCGAUGGAAUUCCAAGGUUGGACAUUUUCGUACUUGCGACCUGGUGCAGAUUUGCUGCUACGUAAACGCCGCGGUUGUCGGUAAUGUUUAUAGGUGUUUGAACUAAUGGAGUUUCAGAUGGAGUUAUCGUUGUUUUACGUAUUAGAUCACGUGUAUUACAAAGCAAUAACUAGAGCUUAAAUCCGUGAUAAGGUCGAAACUGAGGCAAAGUGUCAGGUUUCGGCCCGAGUCCUAGCUUAAGAGAGACCUUGUAGCUUUCGAUCAGGAUCUUCGAGGACCAUUAUAUCGUGCCACCCGCUAUGCAAUUAUACAUUUGCAAUUAUUAUACAUUUGCAGCAUUGUACUCCGCUCUCGGUUCCACUCGUCGAACCAAUUAACCAUUACGUUACGAGUAUUUACCUGCGAUAUUAAUUUUGUUGUGGCUUACCUGUUUUUCCUUUUUUUUUACUUAGACUUUAGUUAUUAUAUUUAUUUUCACCCUUGCGGUGAAUAUUACGGUCGAUUAUUAUCAAUUCCGAGGUCGAUUAACACGCUUUUGUUUAUUUACCUGGUUUAUGUUACUUACUCCUGAGAAAUAAAAAUGAAAAAUUGCACAAUGCGA